Hibiscus syriacus is the source of this 1537-nucleotide messenger RNA. RefSeq names its product sugar transporter ERD6-like 6. The record is from RefSeq and is a predicted model, not a curated record. Gene Ontology annotation, molecular function: sugar transmembrane transporter activity. NCBI's taxonomy places the organism in Eukaryota, Viridiplantae, Streptophyta, Magnoliopsida, Malvales, Malvaceae. Gene Ontology annotation, biological process: transmembrane transport; carbohydrate transport. Gene Ontology annotation, cellular component: membrane. Bases 38 to 1501 code for a protein of 487 amino acids. The transcript is spliced from 18 exons.
AAAGAAAAUUGGUAUAAGAGAAAAAGAGGGGAAAAAUAUGAGUUUCAGGGAUGAUUGUGAAGACGGGAGGGAUCUACGGAAGCCAUUUCUGCAUACCGGAAGCUGGUAUCGAAUGGGUUCAAGGAUGGGCUCAAGUAUGCUGGGUUCAUCUCAAGCUAUUCGUGAUAGCUCCAUCUCUGUUGUAGCCUGCGUUUUGAUUGUGGCUUUGGGUCCUAUCCAAUUCGGUUUCACUUGUGGAUACUCUUCUCCUACACAAUCUGCAAUCGUCAAGGACCUUGGAUUAACAGUCUCAGAGUAUUCUGUAUUUGGUUCUUUAUCAAAUGUGGGUGCCAUGGUUGGAGCAAUAGCCAGUGGUCAGAUAGCAGAGCAUAUAGGGAGAAAAGGGUCUUUGAUGAUUGCUGCAAUUCCUAAUAUAAUUGGAUGGCUUGCUAUAUCAUUUGCAAGAGAUGCAUCUUUUCUUUACAUGGGAAGAUUAUUGGAGGGUUUCGGUGUGGGAAUAAUCUCAUAUACGGUGCCUGUGUAUAUAGCUGAGAUUGCACCUGAAAACUUGAGGGGAGGCUUGGGUUCAGUGAAUCAGUUGUCUGUCACCAUUGGAACAAUGUUGGCGUAUUUGUUGGGACUUUUUGUAGAAUGGAGGAUACUUGCAGUUGUAGGAAUUAUUCCUUGUACGGUUUUGAUACCAGGUCUAUUUUUCAUUCCGGAAUCUCCGCGAUGGCUGGCGAAAAUGGGAAUGAUGGAAGAUUUCGAAGCUUCUUUGCAAGUUCUCAGAGGUUUCGAUACUGAUAUUUCUAUCGAAGUGAAUGAAAUCAAGAGAUCUGUAGCUUCAACAACUAAAAGAAGUACAAUUCGGUUCACAGAACUCAAAAAGCGGAGAUAUUGGUUUCCAUUGAUGGUCGGAAUCGGACUACUUAUGCUGCAACAACUAUUAGGCAUUAAUGGUGUUCUAUUCUAUUCCAGUACCAUUUUCGAAGCUGCUGGAGUUAGAUCUAGCAAUAUAGCUACUUUUGCAGUUGGUGUCAUUCAGGUCAUUGCUACUGCUGUAACCACAUGGUUGGUGGACAAAACAGGGCGUCGGCUUCUGCUUAUUGUCUCCACUUUUGGAACAACUCUCAGCCUCCUAGUUGUUGCUGUCUCAUUCUUUUUAAAGGAUGUAGUAGCAAGUGAUUCUAGCCUUUAUAACAUUAUGGGCAUCUUGUCAGUAGUUGGAGUUGUGGCACUGGUGAUUACUUUCUCUCUAGGAAUGGGGCCUAUUCCUUGGGUGAUAAUGUCGGAGAUUCUUCCAGUAAAUAUAAAGGGUCUUGGAGGAAGCAUAGCCACAUUUUCCAACUGGCUCUCUGCGUGGCUAGUUACAAUGACUGCCAACCUGCUUUUGGGCUGGAGCAGUGGAGGAACCUUUACGAUGUACAUGCUUGUAAGCGCGUUCAGUAUCGUAUUUGUGUCUCUUUGGGUCCCCGAGACAAAAGGCAAAACACUCGAAGAAAUCCAACAGUCUUUCGGAUAAGCUUUUCUUCUUCCUUUUCCUUAGAAGAAUCCAAUU